Rotaria sp. Silwood1 is the source of this 381-nucleotide messenger RNA. Lineage: Eukaryota; Metazoa; Rotifera; Eurotatoria; Philodinida; Philodinidae. The record is from the annotation of a GenBank genome assembly.
AUGUUUAGUGAUAUGGUUUGUUCGAAAAUAUUCUGUUCAGAGAUUAUUAUUGAAUAUUUACUUGAAAAUUAUAUUGUCUGGCCAUGGGAUAUAACAGUUGAAUCAAACAGAAAUAGGUUGAUACAAGUCUGGGAAGAAAUGUUUUCUACUCAAGUAUUGAAUGUUUUUCCGGUUCAACAAUAUCCAAUGUUUAUUGGUAUUAUGCGACGAUCUUCAAGAAACAAACACUGGUCAAAAACAUCUGAAUAUGAAUUCACAUCAUUAAUCAAAGAUGAUGUAAUAAUAGGUGCUGAUGACAAACCAGCUCGUGAAAUAUUAUUACAUGAAUUGAUUGAUUUCAAAGAAAAGUAUGAUGAAAAUGAACAAGCUUUAGUAAGUUGA